CUCUUUAAAAAGACAUAUAGAGGUCAAACAUUGCAUUGAUACAAAUUACAAGUGUACCAUGUGUGAGAAAGUUUUCAAAACUCAGGACCAUUUGAGUUAUCAUAUAAACACGAUUCAUUCGCAAAGACAGUAUAAAUGCGACCAAUGUCAAUCUACAUUCGCCUAUCCUAGCUACUUAAAACGGCACAUAAAAAUACAUACAGGCGAGAAACCAUAUGUCUGCGAGAUUUGCGGCAAAGCUUUCCUUAGAAAAUAUGACAAAGACAAACACAGUUUUAUACAUUGAGGUAAAAAACCGUAUGAGUGUUCGAUGUGUGACGAGUUUGAAUUUUUCAGUUUAAAUGUA
Molecule: messenger RNA, 346 nt
Organism: Trachymyrmex septentrionalis
Lineage: Eukaryota; Metazoa; Arthropoda; Insecta; Hymenoptera; Formicidae
Product: oocyte zinc finger protein XlCOF14
Exons: 2
Coding region: 59-286 (75 amino acids)
Biological process (GO): regulation of transcription by RNA polymerase II
Cellular component (GO): nucleus
Molecular function (GO): DNA-binding transcription factor activity, RNA polymerase II-specific; RNA polymerase II cis-regulatory region sequence-specific DNA binding
Source: RefSeq, a predicted model, not a curated record